GGGAUCAAGACUCGCGUAACGUCAUUUAUGGACUGCCCCCAAUUAAUAAAAUAUUUUCAAUACGAGUGAAUGAUUUGAUAAUCCCUACCAAUUUCAAAUGGUCAUCGCGUAAUUCACCGGUAAGAGUGCUGCAGUAAUAAAACAAAAAAAUUGGAUCCACCAAAGCUCUGCCGCCUCUGGUGGAGCCGGUCACGCGCAGCGGUGUCUUCUGAGCGUGACGUCAUAACGAGAUAACUGGGGGCUGGCGUUCAUUGGUUGCGGUGUGACGUCACAAUGCGGAUCCGUUCGUUUACAUUGGUUCCGGAGAACCUCAACUUUGGGUAAACGUUCGGGGUGGAUUAAUUGACAUGCUAAUGUCUGCUCCAGCAGCUGACCCACCUCUAUUUAAGGCCUCGACACAGAGGCAUUGGGUCUCUGUCUCUCUGUGUCUGCGUUGUCUGCGCGUGAUGUCUGUGCUUUUUUCUCACAUUUAUUUCUACCGGAUGACGGUUGCUUGUGUUGAAAUCGAAACGUCGUACUCUAUUAUGUAAUUUAUUUUCAUUCUACACGUCACUUUAAUGAAAGAACCAAAGAGUAAUUCCUGCAGUCACGAAAGCUUCAACUCAGGUUUUAACGUUACAAUGUUGGCGCGUCCGCUUUGGCUGCGCCAACGCCGCACUCGCUGGCGGUGACGUCACCGCGCUGCGUACGUCGCGGCGUUGUCGGUGCGUCCCUACGUCAUCGGAUUCUCGUGCGCUCGCCCGAUAGACGUCGUCAGUGGUCGCUUUUAACGCGUUGACGUCACGAUGUUGACGUGCCGCUUCCAGCACGAGCUUUACGCGAUGACGUCGCGGGCGUUCGCGAUGACUUUACGGGCGUGCGCGAUGACGUCGCGGGCGUACGCGCUGACGUCGCGGGCGCCGGGCGUUAAUCUUCCUGGCGUCACGAGUACGGCGACGUUCCCGCCAUUCAUCCGCUCGCAAUGGCCGCGUCAACCUCCUCGUCGCCGCUGCUGCUGCUGUCUCUGCUCUUCGUCACGGCGCUCGUAGCAGCGGAGCCGAUCAAAUUCAAAGACUGCGGUUCCCAGACGGGAAAGAUAUCAGCGGUGAACAUAAUCCCCUGUCCUACCCAGCCCUGCAUUCUCUGCAAGGACAAAACCUACAACAUCAACGUGACCUUCACCAGCGACACGGAGAGCCAGGGCUCGACGGCGGUGGUGCACGGCAUCCUAGCGGGGAUCCCCAUCCCCUUCCCCAUCCCCAACAACGAUGGCUGCAAGUCGGGUAUCACAUGCCCCAUCGCCAAGAAUCAGGCCUACAUCUACGACGUGGGGCUGCCCGUCAAGUCCGACUACCCCAGCAUCAAAUUGGUGGUCAAGUGGGAAUUGAGGGACGACAAAGCAAACGAUCUUUUCUGCUUCGAGUUCCCGGUGGCCAUCAGCAGCUGCUAAAUCCAUAGCACAGCAACCAAGGCGGAGUGUGACGACACUUGCUUGUUGUCACUUUGCCUUUAGACGGUUAUGUGAUUUGUCUAAUUCAUGACCCUGAUCAUGUGAUGGAUUGAUUUCAUUGAGUCAAUGCAAUACCCUGGUGACAUAAUCUAUUUCUUGGCCCUAGUAAUUCUAUUGACCUAAUCUGUCACCCCAGUCAUGUGAUCUAUUGUACACGUUUUUGAUAAAAUUCUUUUUUUAUGGUUACCAGGUCAGCUUUAUUAUACUUAACAGAUUUAAUGUGUACAUUUAAAGACGUUAAAAUUAUGAGUUUUAACAGUUUUUUUUUUUAUAAAUGCUCACAGUGCCUUCUACUGACCUUUUUAAUACGAAUGUUCAAUCCCAGGAAUAAUGAAAUAAAGUGCUGUUUUCAAACGUUA
This is a messenger RNA of Petromyzon marinus (sea lamprey), 1848 nucleotides long. It is a transcript of the gene NPC2, whose product is annotated as NPC intracellular cholesterol transporter 2. Lineage: Eukaryota; Metazoa; Chordata; Hyperoartia; Petromyzontiformes; Petromyzontidae. Gene Ontology annotation, molecular function: cholesterol binding. The record is from RefSeq and is a predicted model, not a curated record. Gene Ontology annotation, biological process: cholesterol efflux; intracellular cholesterol transport.